AUGGCCGAUUUCAACGAUGUACCCGGCAUGAACGCACGCAUCGACAUGGCCGUCGACAUGCUCAACGAGAAGCGAUACGCCGAGGCUGAAGCUGCGACUCGCGCCGUGCUCGAGCACAGAUUAUCGAGAUGGCAACACAUCUACGCCACCAUUCUUCUCGCAGACUCUAUGAACGACUGGUAUGAGGCUGAGGAACAGCGCUACAAGGCCGAGAAUAUGUGGCGCAACACACGUUCUCUGUGGCCUCCAAACAGGGAUGCAGAGGUCGACAGAGAGUUGAAAGAAUUGCGCGAGCAUCUGGACGAUUUGAAAGAAGAUCAGAAAGCCGACCUACCAGAAUAUGACGAUGACUUCCACGAGUUCAUGGUGGAGAUGUACCAGAAAUAUUCGCGUGUUAUCAAGGUCGAGGGAGAAUGGGAAAAGAUGCUUCAGAAGCGUUCGCAAGAAGCUCAAGAACGUGAGCUAGCUGAAAUUGAAGAAUACGAGGCACAAGAGAGAGCCGAGGAGAAAGAGAUGAAAGCAAGAGAGCAGGACAAGCUGCAAGACGAGGCUAUCGAGGAUAUCAGAUACUUGUUCGGCAGGACUCUUACAAAAUGA
This is a messenger RNA of Aureobasidium namibiae CBS 147.97, 597 nucleotides long. RefSeq lists its product as uncharacterized. The coding region runs from base 1 to 597 and encodes 198 amino acids. The transcript is spliced from 2 exons. NCBI's taxonomy places the organism in Eukaryota, Fungi, Ascomycota, Dothideomycetes, Dothideales, Saccotheciaceae. The record is from RefSeq and is a predicted model, not a curated record.